This is a messenger RNA of Scutellospora calospora, 1269 nucleotides long. The record is from the annotation of a GenBank genome assembly. Lineage: Eukaryota; Fungi; Glomeromycota; Glomeromycetes; Diversisporales; Gigasporaceae.
AUGUCUGUUAUUCUAUUUAAUGAAAUAACAAAUACCAAAAAAUACAAAUUUAAGCACCAAACUGAUUCUAAUUUGGCUUCAAAUUCAGAUAUUUAUUCUGAAAGUAUUAAUACUUCUAGUGAUAAAUCAUUGAAUGAAGAUAAUAUUGAUAUAAAUUUUAUUAGUGAUACAAAUAGUUCUGAUAAAGAUAGUGAUGCAGAACAUUCAAGUAAAAAUAGUGAUGCAGAACAUUCAAAUAAAAAUAGUGAUAUAGAACAUUCUAAUAAGAAAUAUAAUAUUAAAACUAAAUCACAGAAAAAUACCAGUUGGUUAUCAGAUAGACAAAGAGAAUAUAGACAGUUGGUUAAGACACAGGGUUCAACUGGUAACUUUCAAACAUAUUUAAAUACACUUAGAAUUACUAAACCUAUUAAAGUUAUUAAUUCAAUUAUAGUAACUAAUUUACAACUUCUUUAUCUCUUGCAAAAUAAAAGUUUUAUUGAAUUUGUUUAUACAUUAAAUCUAUAUUAUGAGUUGCUAUCUGAUAAAUAUAUAAAAGAACUAAUUUAUCAAAGUUAUAAUUAUUCAGUAAUAUCUUUAAAAAAACUUUUCACAUCAGAAAUAGAAACAUGUAAAUUAACAUAUGAUUUUUGGACUACAUAUUCUAAAAGUGAUUAUAUAAGAGUAAUAUGUCAUUUUAUUAAUUCAGAUUAUAAAUUAAAUGAAGUUAUACUUGUAAUUAGACAUAUCCUAUAUCCUCAUGAUGCUAUAACUAUUAAGAAUGAACUAGAGAAUAUAAUUAUUAACUGGGUUCUUGAGGAAUUAACUAUGCUCUUAGCUCCUUUUGCUGAAAUUACAGAAUUGUUAGAAGAAGAAGAUAUUAUUGAUUUUAAUGAAGAAUUAGAAAUUAUUACUACUUCUAAUAGAAAUAAAUUUAAGCUUAGUCAACCUCAAAAUACAGAAAGUUUAGUAGAAAAAGUAAAAGCAAAUAGUUGGAAGUGUAAUAAAGCUAUUAGUCUUUUGCAAGAAGAAUAUAAUUUACUUAGUAAUAGAAAUGAAACUAUUAAUAAUCUGCUAAAUGAAGAUCAAAAUAAAAAUCAUAUGAAACUUUUUUCAAUAAUAUUUGGAUUUGAUGAAAUAUCAAUAUCAAAUAAUAAAGUAAAUGAAUAUUUUAAAAUUGAUCAAUUGGCAUGUAAAUAUUUGAUAAUACCUACAACAUCAAUAUCUAGUGAACAUUUAUUUUCAAGUACAGAUGUUUAUAGAAAGCUUGAUUCAAUUUCUAAAAGUUAG